UCAAUGGCCUUGAUCAAUCGUGUUUUGUGUAAAAUUUUCUCUCUUUUAAAUCUCUUUUAUCUCAUCGUGUCUCUUGUUCUAGAUUCGCAGUGCAAUGAUGACUGUUUCCGCUGCUUCAUUUGUUCUGUCGCUUUGAAGGAGCCUUUUAUUCGUUGUUCUCGCUGUCGCCCUGUCGUCGAUAUCUGUGUCCAUUGUUUUGCAAGAGGCGCUGAGCGUGGUAGACACCGAAAUGACCACAGUUAUGAAAUCAUUAGUAAUUCGUUUCCUGUCUUUGAGGCAGCUUGGAGUGCUGAAGAAGAGCUGAGGUUGAUGGAUGCAUUAUCUGACUGUGGAUAUGGAAACUGGGCUGAGGUGUCAAAACAGAUGCAGACCAAGACAGAAGAAGAAUGCAGGGGCCACUAUAAUCAGUGUUAUAUCAAGCGAGCAUUAACUCAUGGCUUACCAGUCCUUGAACCGCCAAAAGAUGCAAGAACACCAACUGUGGCCACUUGGUCAGUGCCAUUCAAAGUCUCAGAAGAUCCUCCUAGACCCCCGAUGGACUCUGUUCGCAGUAUUGAGCUUGCUGGCUAUAUGCCAUGUAGAGGCGACUUUGAAGUGGAAUAUGAUAAUUAUGCAGAAUUUGAUAUCAAGGAUAUUUCUUUUGAGAACACCAAUGACUCUUCCUUACUAACAGAGCUAAAAAUAGCAGCAGUUGAAAUAUUUCUGACAAGACUUAGAGAAAGAUGGUAUCGAAAACAAAUUGUGCGGCGUUAUGGCCUCGUGAAUAUCAAGAAAUGGCAGAUGCUUGAGAAGAGAUUAGACAGAGCUGAGCGAGAAUUGCGUGAAAGUAUGUUACCUUUUGCCAGACUCCAAUCCCCGGAGGAUCAUGAAAAACUAAUCCAAGGCCUUAAAAUGGAAAAUAUGCUGAAGAGGGAGAUCUUGUGUCUACAGGAAUACAGGAUGGCCGGUAUCCGCACUAAAAAGGGUGCUGAGAUAUUUGAAGUGCUGAAAAAGCGACACGAAGAGAAAACAAGGCGGAGGAAGGCUUUAGAUGAUAUUCUCUGCCAUAUAAGGGACCAGAAAGCUUGUCAGACAUGGCUCCAGCGGCAGGCUGCCUUAGAUAAUGGCAGUGGAUUGGCGCCUAUUCCGUUACCAAACGCUGCUCGCAAGCCCGCUAGUCGACUGGAUCUGAGUGGAGCGCCAGGCAUAGAGCUUCUCACACUUGAUGAGCGAGAGUUAUGUAGUACUCUGCGCGUUCUUCCAAACGACUUCAUCAAUUACAAGAAUCUACUCACGCGAGAAUCCGCCAAGAAUGGAGGCCUGCGGCUAGCUCAAGCCCGAGUGCUUGUCAGGAUAGACGUCAAUAAAACGAGAAAACUGUAUAAUUAUUUUGUGGAGAAGGGGGUUGUUAUUAAACCUGACGAUUAAAGAUGUGCUUUUGGAA
Molecule: messenger RNA, 1423 nt
Organism: Nematostella vectensis (starlet sea anemone)
Lineage: Eukaryota; Metazoa; Cnidaria; Anthozoa; Actiniaria; Edwardsiidae
Product: transcriptional adapter 2-alpha
Exons: 17
Coding region: 4-1407 (467 amino acids)
Biological process (GO): chromatin remodeling; regulation of transcription by RNA polymerase II
Cellular component (GO): nucleus; SAGA-type complex
Molecular function (GO): protein binding; transcription coactivator activity; chromatin binding
Source: RefSeq, a predicted model, not a curated record